GGUUCCGGCGGUGUUGGCGGAAGGGGCGGAGCCUCGGCCAUGUCCGCCCGUGCCGGUUCGCGGCUGCUGCUGGCGGGAGCCCCGCGGCGGUACCGGGUGGGCUCGGGACCCCCGGGACCCCCUCCCCGCGCCCCGCCGGGACCCCCGGCACCGCCCCGACCCUUCCCCGGGCUCCCCGAGCCCCGCAACACCCGGGGCGACCCGGUGACCCCCGGUGAUCCCCGUGCCCAUGUGACCGGAGCGGAUCCCGAGCGCCUUCGGCUCUUCCAGCGGCUGCGGGCGGCGGCGGCGGAGCGGCGGGACCGGGACGGGGAUGGGGCCGGGGAUAGGGCCGGGAAUGGCACCGGGAGCGGCACCGGGGAUGGCACCGGGAGCGGCACCGGGGAUGGCACCGGGAGCGGCACCGGGGAUGGCACCGGGAGCGGCACCGGGAGCCGCCGCCUCCCGCCGGGGACACCGAUCCGCAUCGCGCUGCCCGGGGGGCGCCUCCUGCCCGGCCGGGCCCUGCAAACCACCCCGUUCCAGGUGGCCACGGAGCUGGGGGGUGGCCUGGCGGAGGCGGCGCUGGUGGCCCGGGUGAACGGGACCCUGCAGGACCUGGAGCKGCCGCUGGAAUGUGACACCGACCUGGAGCUGCUCGACUUCUCCACGCCCGAGGGGCGGGAGGCCUUCUGGCGCUCCGGUGCCUGUGUCCUGGGGGCGGUGGCAGAGCAGUUUUUCGGAGCGACGCUUUGCAGCACUCAGACCACGGAGGACGGCUUUUUCUGCGAUGUGCACAUGGGCAGCAGGACGGUGCAGAGCUCGGAGCUGCCCGCUCUGGAGGAGGCCUGUGCCACCUUCGCCCGUGCCCGGCACCGCUUCGAGCGCCUCGAGGCCACGCGGCCGCAGCUGGCGGAGCUGCUCAAGCACAACAGCUUCCAGCUGCAGCGGCUCGAGGAGGAGGUGACGUCCCCUACAGCCACGGUCUAUCGGUGUGGCCCCCUGCUCCAGCUCUGCCGCGGGCCCCUGCUCCGGCACACGGGGCUGAUCGGAGCGCUGCGAGUGCUCACGAGUGAGUACCGGGCCAGGGGCUUCAGCGAGGUGGUGACCCCCAACCUGUUCAGCCCCCGGCUCUGGGAGCUCUCGGGGCACUGGCAGCACUACAGCCCCCACAUCUUCUCCGUCCCUGCCACCCCCGAGAGCCUCUCGCUCAAACCCAUGAACUGCCCGGCGCACUGCCUGAUGUUCUCCCACCGCCCGCGCUCCUGGCGGGAGCUGCCCUUGCGCCUGGCGGAUUUUGGGGUUCUGCACCGCAACGAGCCCCCCGGGACGCUGACGGGGCUGACGCGGGUCCGGCGCUUCCAGCAGGACGACGCCCACAUUUUCUGCACGUUGGAGCAGCUGGAGAGCGAGAUCGAUUCCUCCCUGGAUUUCAUCCGCACCGUCUAYGCUGUCCUGGGCUUCUCCUUCCGCCUGGCCCUGGCCACGCGUCCCGAUGGGUUCCUGGGGGACCCCGAAACCUGGGAUCGUGCAGAGCAGCAGCUGGAGCGGAGCCUGCGGAAYUUCGGGCAGCCCUGGGAGCUGAGUCCGGGGGACGGCGCCUUUUACGGGCCCAAGAUCGAUAUCCGGAUCCGGGACGCGCUGGGGCGGCAGCACCAAUGCGGAACCAUCCAGCUGGAUUUCCAAAUGCCYGAGAGAUUCCAGCUGGAAUAYGCCAGCCCCAGUGGGCGCCCGGCACGGCCGGUGCUGAUCCAUCGGGCGGUUUUGGGCUCCGUGGAGCGCAUGGUGGCCGUGCUGGCCGAGAGCUGCGGGGGCCGAUGGCCGCUCUGGCUGUCCCCACUGCAGGCCAUGGUCAUCCCACAGACCCCCGAGGUGGAGGACUAYGCCCGGGAGGUGCAGGCAGUGCUGAGGAGGGGGGGUCUCCUGGCUGACCUGGACGGGGACCCCGGGACCACCCUGGCACGGAAGAUCCGUCGGGCCCAACUCUCCCACUACAACUUCCAGCUGGUUGUGGGGCGCCGGGAGCGGGAUCGCGGCACCGUCAGCGUCCGGACCCGGGAGAACCGGCAGCUCGGGGAGCUGGAGCUGCCCCGGGUGCUGCAGCGGCUGCGGGAGCUGCGGGACGGCCGCGUCCCCGACGCCGAGCAGCGAUUCUGACMCCCCCRCCCCAUUCCCGGGGGUCCCGACCCCCCCCCCGGGACCCCCAAACUCAAUAAACUGCUGGGAAACGCUGGGUGUGGUGGCAGCUGAGACCCCUUCGGUGCCGGGGGGCUCAGGGAGGGGGGCAGCACCCUGGGGACCCCCCAAACACCUGGACACCCCACCCGAUCCCGGUUCCAAUUCCCGGGUUCUGAUUCCCAGGAUCUCAUUCCAAGGUUUCCAUUCCCAGGUUUCCAUUCCCAGGUUUCCGUUCCCGGCUCCGAUUCUGGGAUCUCGUUCCCAGAUUUCUGUUCCCAGUUUUCGGUUCCCAG
Malurus melanocephalus (red-backed fairy wren) is the source of this 2450-nucleotide messenger RNA. RefSeq names its product threonyl-tRNA synthetase 2, mitochondrial (gene TARS2). The transcript is spliced from 15 exons. Gene Ontology annotation, cellular component: cytoplasm. Bases 40 to 2136 code for a protein of 698 amino acids. The record is from RefSeq and is a predicted model, not a curated record. Gene Ontology annotation, molecular function: ATP binding; threonine-tRNA ligase activity. Gene Ontology annotation, biological process: threonyl-tRNA aminoacylation. Lineage: Eukaryota; Metazoa; Chordata; Aves; Passeriformes; Maluridae.